Molecule: messenger RNA, 1514 nt
Organism: Zonotrichia leucophrys gambelii
Lineage: Eukaryota; Metazoa; Chordata; Aves; Passeriformes; Passerellidae
Gene: SIX6
Product: SIX homeobox 6
Exons: 2
Coding region: 230-970 (246 amino acids)
Biological process (GO): regulation of transcription by RNA polymerase II; eye development
Cellular component (GO): nucleus; transcription regulator complex
Molecular function (GO): DNA-binding transcription factor activity, RNA polymerase II-specific; RNA polymerase II cis-regulatory region sequence-specific DNA binding
Source: RefSeq, a predicted model, not a curated record
UCCUCCGCCUCGCCCCUGCCCACCGCCCCCAGUCGCCGGAGCUGCCGAGCGCUCCCCAUCGCCUCUCCGCCCUCCGCCGUCCCUCCCGCGGCAGCUCGGCCGGCACCGGAGCAGCGGAGCGAGGGGCGGCCCGGGGCCGCUGCCCCUUCCCCGCCGCGGGGCUGUGCGCGGUGGCGGCGGGCAUCGCCGCGGGUGCGCGGAGCGCGGAGCGGAGCCCGGCGCCGCCUCCAUGUUCCAGCUGCCCAUCCUCAAUUUCAGCCCGCAGCAGGUGGCCGGGGUAUGCGAGACCCUGGAGGAGAGCGGGGACAUCGAGCGCCUGGGGCGCUUCCUCUGGUCCCUGCCCGUGGCCCCCGCGGCCUGCGAGGCGCUCAACAAGAACGAGUCGGUGCUGAGAGCCCGGGCCAUCGUGGCCUUCCACACGGGGAACUACCGGGAGCUCUACCACAUCCUGGAGAACCACAAGUUCACCAAGGAGUCCCACGCCAAACUGCAAGCCCUCUGGCUGGAAGCGCACUACCAGGAGGCGGAGAAGCUGCGGGGCCGACCCCUGGGGCCGGUGGACAAGUACCGGGUGAGGAAGAAGUUCCCGCUGCCGCGCACCAUCUGGGACGGCGAGCAGAAGACACAUUGCUUCAAGGAGCGGACGAGGCAUUUGCUGCGGGAGUGGUACCUGCAGGACCCUUACCCCAACCCCAGCAAAAAGCGGGAACUGGCUCAGGCCACGGGACUUACCCCCACGCAAGUGGGCAACUGGUUCAAAAACCGCAGGCAAAGGGACAGGGCAGCAGCCGCUAAGAACAGGCUACAGCAGCAGGUCCUAACGCAGGGCUCGGUGCGCUCGCUGCCAGCGGAGGAGGAGAGCGGCGGGGAGGCGCUGGGGGCCGCCUCCAGCCCCGCAGCCAGCCUCUCCAGCAAAGCGGCCACCUCCGCCAUCUCCAUCACAUCCAGCGACAGUGAAUGUGACAUCUGACACCACGGCCGUGGCAAAGCGGGCGGAGAGGGAGGCCCGGCCCAGCGGUGCCUCGGACGCGGCCGGAGCGGCGGGGCUGGCGGUGCCCAACGCGGGGUACGGGGCGCUCCCCGGCCGCGCCGCCCUCCCAGCCCCGCAGCAGACUGCAUUAAAAAGCGUCGUUAAAAUCGUUGUCGCCUUUAUUUCGAAGGAUUUGCAGAACUGAUGCCUAAAAAGAAAUAAUUAAAGAAAGCCCAGAAAACGUAAAAAAAAAAAAAAAAAUCAUCAAGAAACCGAAUGCCAAGUUGCAAAAUGUUUGAGCGCCCGCUCUUAUCACGCGGGGUUGUUUCAUGUUGAAAAGACGCUGUUCUUUUGGUUGGGUUUUGCUUUACUUUAAAGGGUUUUUUAUAUAUAUAUAUAUAUAAUGUUUAUUUACUUAUUUAAGGGAUUGCUAUGGUAGAUUUUUUUUCUAUUAUUAUUAAUUAUUAUUAUUAUUUUUGGCUUGUUCUCUAUGUGCACAGGUGACUUGUAGAGCAUGUGCAGGACGAAACUGUAUGAAGCAGCC